AUGAGAGCCAAACAAACACUGGCGGACUUGGCAGCAGAAAAGCGUAUUCACACAGACGCUAUUCGUCAAAUUGAUGAAGACCGCCAAGAAUUAUCUCCAGCAUUGGAAGAAAUGCGCCUAAAACGCCGACGUACAGAAGCAGAUUUAAGUGAAAGAUGUUCUCACGUUCCAUUGCUGUUGGCACAACUACAACAACGUGCUAAACUUCUAGAAUUGGCAUGUCCGUUAAUUGAUGAUUUGUUGCCUUCCGGGUUAACUGCUGCAGCUUUUAAUAGUCGUGAUCCAGUCUCUCAACGUUUAUCAGACGAUUCUCCUUCAAUUUAUUCAACUUCACUUCCUACACAAACCACAACACCAAAUACAGCCAAUAUACCCUCAAUCCUUCAAUCACCACCUUCUUCUUUAAUGCUUAACUUUCCACAAACAAAUAAUAAUAAUGCUGAUUCUUCAAUGCAACAAAUAAAUUUGCACGGAAUAGCUGCUCUAUUUAUGCUACAACAUGCUGCAACUACACACCAAUUUAUUACGGCAGCAGCUGCCGCAAACAACAACAAUCAACAACAACAACAGCAAACUAACAAUAAUUUAAAUUUUAAUAAUUCACAACAACCUAACCACCAUCAUUUUUUGUCUCAAGCAAUUCGACAUAAUAAUUUUAUUAGACAACAACAACAACAAAUUGGAGGAGGAAAUCAAUUUCCAAUGCGGGCAUUAGAAGAAUUAAGCCGUGCACGAGAACAACAAGCAAGAAAAGUACCUAAUGCUGCUCAAAGAAGUGCUGCUGCAGCUCUUGAAACUACACAUCAAUCACCUCCAAUGAAGACUUGUGCCUCAUGUCAAGACCAAAUCCAUCGAAAUGCUCCAGUCUGUCCUAACUGUAAAUGCAAAAGUAGAUCAAAAAACCCGAAGAAACCACGAAAAAAGCUGGCAGAACGUUAA
This is a messenger RNA of Meloidogyne enterolobii, 939 nucleotides long. The record is from the annotation of a GenBank genome assembly. Lineage: Eukaryota; Metazoa; Nematoda; Chromadorea; Rhabditida; Meloidogynidae.